GGAGCCGUGUUAGUGCGCCUCGAACGCUUUCUACGGAACGGAGCUUCUCCUCUGCCGUGUGCAAUCUCCUCCACGUGCGUGACGCUGCGCGUCGUCACUCUCUUCCGCGAGUCUCUCUCUCUCUGUCUUUCUCUGUUUCUCUCUCUCUCUCUCUCUCUGUCUCACUCUUUUUUUCGAGCCGUCAGCGCCAUUUUGGCGCACCGGAGAACGUGUGACCUCUCACCGCGAGCGGAAUGCAAACCGUCGCGCGGAUCGGAACCUGCGGCCGCUGCACCUGUCUCGUGGAAGUCCGUCGAGUCGGCGAAGCGCCAUCCGCUGGGAUUAUCCUGAGUCUUUGCCGUGCUUCCACGGUCUUCGCCGGAAGCGAGUCGACCUGGGGGAGGAUGCGACGAGGGUGGUGGUUUCGCGAGGGGCAGCUGUGAGGAAAGUGCGAGACGCGACCGUGUCGGUCGGUCUGGACGGCGGAUUAGUUUGGAGGGUUAAUUCGUGAUCCUCGGAGUUCAUUACGGAGUUGGCUCGUUUGAUAAACUUGUUAGCGCGUCUGCUCUUAGAGCCUUCGAGUUCCAGCGCCGACGCCUCGGCUUGGCUUUAACGUUCCUCGUAGUGCUCGUCAGUUCGGGCCAAAUUUUACCAGCGCGAAUUUUGCCUCUCCCGUAAAUCCAAUCAUCGAAUUUCAAAAAAAUCGAGCGUCUUUUGAGCCGAUCUGACAGCGAGAACUCUCGUUAAAUCGUAGAAUCUCCAGUCCUCGUGGACUUGCGGAUCUUCCCGCCUUUGGACUCGCGCGUCGCAAGAUCACGCCUUCUCGAUCUUCGAUCCUCUGAAAUCCCUGUAAAUUCUCGCGUAAAUCCUCGUGGUUAACAGCGGCUUUCUGAAAAUUACUGCAAAGCCACGUCGUAAUCUCGUCUUAUCGAGUACUUAUUGAACUCGAGCAUCUACCAGCUCGAAAGAGUGGGGGGAAUUGAAGAAUGAUAGACUAAUCGAUUGAACAAACGAACAAACGAUUCGGCUUCCCAAAGAAACUCCCACAACGUCGCGACACUUACGAAGGAGCAGUAAUAGUCAUCAUCGUCGUCAUCGUCGCACAGUGCGAUUUUCGCCGUUCACGAUUUUCAGUGGACCAUGUUGGAAUUCUCCGUGCAGCAUGCCGAAGUCGCACUUUCCACAGCCACCGAUGUGGGAGAUGGGCAUCAAGGGCACGAAAACGACACCGAUCCACCCACUGACAGUGUUUACAUGAUAUGUGGGGUGCUGAUCGCUAUGGUCCUGGUGGGCGUCAUCAUCGUCCUGCUGGCUGUAACGAUCAGCAAGCUGCGGAAGCGCGAGGAUCACCACUCAAGCGCGGGCACGGUGCACCCCGAGGCGACGGUAGUGCAGACGGCGACGUCGCCGCCGGCGACGAUCGGCGGGGCCCACUCCGACGGUUGCUGCACGCAGAUCUCCACGACCACCACCGUGUCGACCGAGUUCGGCAACAACACCUGCGACGAGCACCACGUCUACGCCAUGGCGACGACGGUGACGCCGUCCCCUAAUCCGGUCGAGCCGUUUGCGUGGCAGUUUCCGCCCCCGUACCCGCCACCCCACAUGCCGCCGGCGCAGUACGCGUUGUACAACGACCAGGACAACCUUGUACACGGUUUACCGCCGGACCGGUCUGGAUUCGCGAAGGGUUUCCGCAAGAACAUCGGCGGGCGCUGGCGUCGGCUGGUGAAGCGGAAACCGGAGACGGAGACCUGCGCCAUUCCCCCCGAGCUGAAGGACCAGCUGAAGACCAUCUACGUGUACUGACGGCCGCGGACCUUAUCUGAGUGCACCCAGACCGGACAAGAGGAAUGUAGAUAGACAGUGAGAAUGGUUCGGUAUUGGAGUACGAGGAGGGCUCGAGAAAACAAUGAUCAACGAUAAAUGGUCGAUAAAGAUUCGAGGAGGAUCCGUAGAAAUAUGCAGGGUAAAAGAGAAGAGGGAGAUUGCGGGGAAGUGGCGCGACUGGCCCGGCAACAUAUCAGGAAGUGCCUGAAGAGGAUACUGCAACAAAAGUGCCUUCUUUUAUUCCACGAGAGCGCCUUUCUUUUAUGAGACUGAUAACGCGUGAGAAAUCGCGAACAUAUAUGGGUGCGACAAAGCGAGUUACCUCGUAGCUUUUGCGUGCGCGUAGUUUCUGCGCGAGAUUAGUAUAGGCGACAGAUCCGCCGUACUUCGGCUAACCGAUCAUUAGUAUUAGCGCGAUCAGCUAGACUACGUUAUGUGCGAGAAGCGGGCGUUCGGAUGAUUAUUGUUCGAAUUUCCGACUGUUUCCCACAGAAAGAAAAGAAAAAGAAAGCUACUUUCCUUAAGUUUCAAGGCUUUUGUGAAAUUCGAUGAUAUAAGUGAUUUUUUGGAAGUCUCCGAAUUUUAAAGAUCAGAGAUUUCUUUCUCAAAUCAUUAAUCUUCAGACUUCCCUUAACUUUUCGCUACGGUAAGAUCCGACUGAAAAACGAGCAACAGUAUAUAUGGCAUAAAUGAUUAUAUUUUGUUGGCUGUGAGCUGCAGUCGCUCUCCAGAAAUCGUUUCGAGUCGGAUAACUACAGUUGCCGUUAGUCAUGAAAAGAUUAAGAAGUUCUUAAUUGGAUCUUUAUAUAGUCUUAUCAUCCAUCAAUCUUCCAUUACCUAGAACGAUUAUAAAGAAAAAAAUUUUGAUACAAACUUAAUAAGCAUCGCCGAUUAUUCUAAAGAAUUCUCACUUUAGAAACCGGAUGUAGGAAAAUGGAAGAUGCAUAAGAGAAAAGAUAGCUUUCGAUUUUCAUUUUCUUCUUUUUUUUUUGUUUUUAAUUCCGAUCGCGGAUCUUGCAGGGUGAGCUAGAAGUCGUUGUCUCUGCGGGAAAACCAACUGAAAAGUUUUAAGUAUUAGAAGCGGAAUAGAGUAUAUGUAUUUUACUAUUUGAAGUGCAAACUAGUCGUACAAUGAUGGGAAUACUCGGCGGAUAUACCGUGUGUUAUUCAUAACCACUUUUUCCGACAAAACAAUACAACGAACUUAGUGACAAUAUGUAUCCAGUCAAACAUGCGUGUCGAGCCAGAGCGAAUCGAGUUUAUGAUCUAUGAGGUUCCUUCAUUGCCCUUGAAGCCGAGCUGACGAGCGGAAUAGACUCGAUUCGCUUUGGUUUUGCGUGUUCGCGCACCUGUAGGUUCCCUAUCGAAUGGUUGGACUACAUGCUCACCUUGUCGAUCGCCCGCUUGCUCACUCUCGUAAUUAGCUAUCGCCGAGGCCGCCGACGUAGAAAUCGUGUAGAUGAAAUGCAAAGGGAAUUCUAAGACAAAGCCCGCGGGAUGUUGCCAGAUAAACAGUUCUCUAGUAGCAUGAAUAUUGUGUACAUAGGCAGAAAUCGAAGAGACACAGACAGAAAUAGAGAUACAAACCGGGAUAACUCGAUCAGCAAAGGAACUUUGGUAUUCCUAAUAUUAUAAAAUCUCGGGGACCCGAGAGGGGGCCUUCAAGGUUCGAAAGAUCCGGAGGGUUUUCCCGCAGAACGGCAACAAAUAAAGGGUUGGGAGGAAGGAAGGAAGGGAGGGAGGGGAACAAUAACGCGGCGUCUCGUAAUAAUAAGUUAGGCCAAUUUAAGAUUAUCAAAACUAUUAUCACAAACACACAUACACACGUACACACUACGGCUCAUAUUGAGCUCGCAACUAUCGCGACGCUGACGUGGUAUUAUUUCACUCGUACGCUCGCGUUGACCCUUUAAACGGUAUUUGACCAAUACCUCGGUAUCGACGAGAAUGAAGUAUUUCGCGACUAUCUGAAGAAUCAUGGCGUCAUCGAUGAGAAACAACAGAAAAAAAGAAGUUCGAGAUAACGGAGAGAAAGAGAGAGAAAGAAAGUAUCUGGAAAGUUGAACUGAACGAUUGUUUAUGUGUUCUGCUCGUCGUACACGUUUAAUUACUGUGAUAAUAUUUAAUUCAGUAAUUAAAUAAUUAUUGACGAUAUACGAGUUGUUUCGAUAGGUCUUUUUUGUUUUUUUUUUUUUAUUCGCCCCGAUCGUUCUUCUUUUUAGAAUUGAACUGAGCGUACGAUCGGAGAGUUAGUUAUCGAUUGAAGGGUUGAGCGGCGUCGCGACGCCAUGAAAGGAGCUUCUCGCGCCAGCGAUUAAUUAAUUUAUGAAGAUCGGCGGAGGUGACGUUUAAUUGUGCGAAGGGUCCUGCGGCUUUCAGCGAGGUGAUCGCAUUAGAGCAAAGGAAUACAUAGAAACGAAACGUACUUUACGUCCAAAGGUAGAACAAAAUUUUGUAGUCGGGGAAUUGCUGAGAACUUUACUCAUAGUAAUAGUUAACUAUUUGUGAAACUGUGCAAUUUUUUAUGGCAAUCGUUUUUUACAUGCAAUCAUUCUCUAUCUUGAUAGGCCAGUAUUUCUAGUAUUUUAGCUCUUGCAUCUUGGAAGUUCUUUCUUUUUCUGCCGAUGUAAAAGCGCGUUUCGAUGAGAUGUGUAUAUUUCUUGCGGAAAUUCGCAGGGCUUUCGCGAACAAAUCGAAAGUCCGAAGGAGGACCACGAUCCUCGCUAUAGUAUUGUAAAGUAUUGUAAAUAGAAUAACGAAGACCCGUCGAUUUUUAGAGUUACUUUUAAGGGCGAAACCGACGAGAUUUCUCGCGACGGCGAUUUAAACGACAUGCUUAACGGACGCGACUUACUUCAAACGUUGGAAAAUCAUUUGACAAAAUUGAAGAAGAAAAAAGAAAGUAGCAUAUGUCCAAUUGACAUCAUACAUUACAUUGCUAUACACUUGUAAGUAAUCUUAUGACAAUCAGAGGACCAACUUGUAUUUAAAACUUGACUUGUGCGAAGUCAAUAGAUGAUCAGUCACUCGGAAAUACGUUUCAAUUAGAAGAGAAAAUUCGAAGUAGAACACAAGAUCAAACUAUAAUUGAAAGAAUUAAUUUGAGUAAAAUUUUUACACAGAAGAGAUUAUGUGAAAAUUAAUGCAGAACGCAUUACUUUUAAUAUCUGUAUGUAUAGUAUAAAUUCAUUUUCUUCGUUAAUCCAAGAGUUUUACAAUUUCAAGAUGUUGAAGAAGAUAAAAUUCGUUUUAUUAAUUUAUUGAUAAAAUUAAGAGACAAAAUUCGUAAAAAUUGAAUCAUUAUCGAUGUAUUGAAUUGUAAUUGUAUUCGGUAAUGUUCUACUUCACGAAAUUCGACUUAACGUCGUGCCCGCAAACAGUGAAGAUUGUUAUAGCAAACUAUUUCUCGUUUCUUCUCUCUUUUUUUUGUAAAUAAUAGCAAAUAUAUAUCAGGACGGGGCUAACGCUCCCCGUCGCCUAGUCACUCACUUGGUUAAUAUUUCAGUGAAAUAUUUUAACUGUAGCUAUAACAACCAGACGAGAAACAACCGGCGCAGCUUUCUCUUUCCUGUCCGAAUACAAAUAAUGAUGUCAAAUAAAAUAGUAAGAAGCUGUUACAAAUAAAAAGAUCUUUUGAUUCCUAAUUUA
This is a messenger RNA of Odontomachus brunneus, 5457 nucleotides long. RefSeq lists its product as uncharacterized. The transcript is spliced from 5 exons. Lineage: Eukaryota; Metazoa; Arthropoda; Insecta; Hymenoptera; Formicidae. The record is from RefSeq and is a predicted model, not a curated record. The coding region runs from base 1120 to 1788 and encodes 222 amino acids.